Messenger RNA from Leptomonas pyrrhocoris, 2578 nucleotides. RefSeq lists its product as hypothetical. Lineage: Eukaryota; Euglenozoa; Kinetoplastea; Trypanosomatida; Trypanosomatidae. The record is from RefSeq and is a predicted model, not a curated record. The transcript has a single exon. Bases 227 to 2578 code for a protein of 783 amino acids.
GGUGUGGACGGCUUUCCAGCAUCCACACGCGCACACACAAAUCAGGCGCACACGCACCGACAGAAAGCACCACAGUUGCGUAGUACUUGUUCUCUUCCUUUUAUGUAUACUCGUCGAAGUCAUUCCUGCGCCGCAACUUCUACGUUUGACUGCUUUUAUUCUCACGAUAAUACUCCUUAUAUACACACACAUAUAUUGUAGCACACGACUCCCACGCCGAACGAAAAUGUCUCACGAUUCCAGGAAGAAGAAACACGCGUCCGAUGCCGUCUCCUCGCCACGGUUCGUUGACCCGAUGGAAGUCGAAUCCUCCGGUCAAAACGACGGCGAAGACGUGGCGUUGCAAGACGACGACGAAGUUGAAACGAAAGUGUCGGGUCUGAGCAACGCGGAGGUGGACCACCUGCGCCACCUGACGCUGGAAAACAUCAACGAAAUGGACAAAGACGUUGUGUACGCGGUGAACUCCUUCUUUCAAAACCGCAUUCAAGACUGCGAGGCCGCACUGCGCGCACGCAUGCCGGAAGAUCCAUUGUCCGCCACCGGCGCCGGCCUCAUCGCUUUUAUUCGCUGUGCACUCUCCAUGGAGCAGGGCCAGGCGGAUAUUGCGCUGGAGUUGCUGACCAGGUCCAGUGCGCUGGCCGUGCAGAUCAUGACGAACAACAAAGGCACUGUGUCAAAUACCUUUUCCCGCAUGUUACAGUUUCGCAGGAGCGCCAAGGACAGCUGGCUUUCGCCGUCGGAGUUCCGUGCCAAGACAAUUCACGCGGAGAGUCAAGCACUGCGGUGUUUUGUGCUCAUCCUGCAGCAGUCCGUGUCCUCCAUUGUCAAGGCCGGCAUCGCGCUGAAUAAGGCGAGCAGCAACUAUAAAAGUCUGUACGCGGAGUUGGAGCAGAGGUACAAGGAGAAGUACGGCAGCAAGGCGGUCUCGCCCGACUUGGCGGUGUCACCCAUGACGUCGCCCAACACCUUCAAGGAGAGAGACGCGUCGCUGGAGAUGAGUACGGCACUGGAGACGCUAGGGGUAGACCGCAACUCGGUGCACUGCGUCGAGUUUGGCCUCGGUGCCAUUAAUCUGGUCGUCUCCCUUCUGCCGAGCCAAGCCCGCUCGAUGUUGCGUUUUAUCGGGGUGGAGGGCAACCGGCAGUACGGGCUGCGUCUCCUCCGGCAGUGUCUCAUGAGCAACACGCUGCUCUCUCCCUUCGCCAGCGCGGUGCUGUUGUCCCUCUACGGCUUCCUGCCCACCGCCUCUGCCUUUUUGUUAAAGACGUACCUGCCGGUGGCGCACGAAGUCCGUGCGGAGGUGUUCAAGGCGGAGAUCAUGCGCGAGUCGCUGCUGCACGUCUGGCUGGACGGCCGCAUCGAGCGUCUGACGCGCAACGUGGAGCUGAGCGUGGCGAAGUUGGAACGGUGUCUGAAGGUCGCGAGCAACCCGCAGCUGCUCUCCACCAUGCCGCAGCUCCGCGACUUCGUCGUGUACGACCAGUGGUUCAACUACGCCGUCCUGCAUCAAUGGAAGCGCGCCAGUCGCUGUCUGGAGGUGCUGUCCAAAACCUCCAAGUGGGCCAACGGGUUCUAUCAGUACACGCAGGCAUCGUGUCUGGAGAUGCUGGAGCAGGAGCGCGCAGCGGGGAUCAGCAACGCGGAGGGCGAGGUCGACUUUGAACUGGAGGAACUGCGCCGGAUCGUGGGAGCGGACAAAGUGAAGGACCUCAGCAUCACCUUCUGCGACAUCUCGUCACGCGAGCAGAUGAGUCGCACCAUCGCGGAGCUCUACUGGGGUGCCGCGCAGCGCAAGCCGGUGACUCUCGGCGGGAAGCCCAACCACCACGAUCAGUUCGUGGCGAAGCGCAUGGAGGAGAUACUGGUCCUGUACGGCGUUGAUGCAGGCAAGUAUGCGGCCAAGAAGAAGCUCGAGGACCCGCUCGAACCGAUGCCGGAUGACCUGCGUCUACGCAACACGGUACCGCUUCCGGUCUACGAAAUGAUUCUGCUCGUUGGCAUUGCCCAUCAAAUCCCCUCGAAGCGCAAAGAGCAGAUGCUCACGCGGAUUAACAGCUACCUGUUGAAGGAGCCAGUGGAGGCGGACACGGUGCUGGCGGAUUACGUGGACGGGAUGAGAAGGACGCCGUCAGAGGACACGGCGAGCAGCAAGGGCGGUGACAAUGCAUCGCAGAAGCCCGAGCGUGCCGCGUCGAAGCAGAGCGCAGCUCUCCCAAUCAAUUACCGUGUUUUGUCUCUGUGCGUGUGCAAGGCCCUUCUCUUGGCGAACAGCGAGUCCCAGGCAGAUCGAGAAGCUGCGUCAGAGGUGAUCCAGGCGGUUCGCGAUACCCCGCAGUACAAGGACCGGCAGUGGACGCUGUCGUACGCGCAGGCGUUUGUGUUGUACGAAAAGGCGUACAUUGCCUACCAGGACGAAAGUCGUGACGCCGCGGAGGCCAUUCUGAACGCCCUACACAAGCAGUACGACAGCGCGCACUACUUUAUGCAUGCAAAGAUUGACUUCAAGGCGCACCUCGCCUCUUACGAGUUGAUGGAGCAGAAGCAGGCUGAAAAGGCGCAGCGUAAAGCAAACUAG